CGUGCAUCGUGUAGCUCAUAUUUCAUGCACCUUGAAAGGCUCGUGGCAGCGGUAGUGAUAGCUUACAUGUAGUAAAUCUAAUGGAUUUAAAGAUGAACAUAUCGAUUUAAUUUUAAUCCUAUUAAUUAAGGCAUCAAAGAAAAAGGAAAACGGACCGAGUCCAACUAAAAAAUCAGACAAGGAAGCUGAAACAAAGACAGAAUCCAAAACAGAAGAGUCGAACAACGAGCAGAAUAAGAAAGAAGAAGAAACAAACAAUCAAACUGAAACGGAACCACCACCUAAAAUGCCACCAUUGAAGAUGUGUAUAUGUGGCAGUGGAGAAGGUGCCCACUGUCUUGUUGGACUGGCGGCAUCGCAACCAGAUGUUGAAGUUCGUGUGCUCACUCUUCACGAAGAUGACGCAAAACUAUGGACAAAAGAAAUGAAAAAUAAUGAUUUAGUAGUUGUUAUUAACAACCGAAAUGGAACAUCGAGAGAAGUAAAAGCAAAGCCUGAAAUUGUAACAAAGAAUCCAGAAGAAGCUGUUGCCGGAAGUGAUUACAUUUUUAUGGCUGUGUCACCAACUUCUCAUGAUAUUUACUUCAAGGCAAUGAAACCCCACGUUGGUAAAAACACCUUGAUUGUAGGCUUACCUGGUUUUCCAGGUUUCGAAUAUCAAUGCAGGGACAUCUUAGGCGAAAAAUCGAUUCCCUGUACCUUGAUGAAUUUUAACGACUUACCUUGGGAUUGUAAACUCAUUGAAUUUGGAAAGAAGGUAGAAAUCGUAAAUUUUAGAAGCUAUCUAACUGGUUCUAUGAUUAGAGGUCGAGGAAUUUGUAGAAGGCCCCCACUGAUGACUCUCCAAAUGCUUCACGGUGCAGAACCUAUUUUUCGACAAUCGAAAAAUCAUCUGGAGUCUAUUCUUAUGUCUCAUUCAUAUAUUCGACCAGCAAUUAUGUUUGGCCAUUGGAAUCGUUGGAACGGUAAACCCAUCCCUAAAGCUCCUCUCUUUUAUGAGACAGUAACAAAAGAAACAGCAGAUCUAAUUUCUCAUUGCAGCGAUGAAUGUGUGCAAGUAGCUAAAGCUAUAAUGGGGAAAAGUGCAACAAAAAUAGAUCUAUCGGAAGUCAAACCGAUUUUCGAAUGGUAUCAAGAACUUUGUUCGAAUGAUGUUAACGUUUGUACAGAUUUGUUGACCGCACUUACAACAAGUAAAUUUGAUAAGGAUGUGACUCAUCAAAUGAAGAAAGAUAAUGGUGGAUUAGUUCCAGAUUUCCAUUGUGAGAGCUUAGUAGAAGACAUGCCUAUGGGUACAAUAGUCAUACGCGCACUUGCUGAUAUUGUAGAAGUUAAGACGACAAAUAUUAACAUGCUCAUUGAAUGGUGCCAACAAAAAAUGGGAAAAGAAUAUAUUAUCAAUGGUGAAUUAAAAGGCAAAGAUAUGAAAUCAACCAGAUGUCCACAACAAUAUGGAUUUACUACAUUAGAAUCAAUUAUUGCAUGCCAGAUAGAAUCAACAUUAGAAUCAACCAUUGCCAGCCAGAUAGAAUCAACAAGCUAAUGAAUCAGAAUUGUAGGGAUCCUAUUUAAUUUUGCUUUCCUGCACAUUGUUGACGGAGACAUUUCAAAGUAUACGCUUCAUUCCUGUGUAAAAGUCAUAUAUGUUAAAAUCUAUAUUUGCUACAGCAUCGAAAUAUUUUCAUUAAAAAUUCUACAAAUGA
Molecule: messenger RNA, 1703 nt
Organism: Mytilus californianus (California mussel)
Lineage: Eukaryota; Metazoa; Mollusca; Bivalvia; Mytilida; Mytilidae
Product: octopine dehydrogenase-like
Exons: 2
Coding region: 287-1543 (418 amino acids)
Molecular function (GO): oxidoreductase activity
Source: RefSeq, a predicted model, not a curated record